GCUGAUUUAGAACUGGGCUGGUCUGGCAAAAGUAGCAGGCAAAUGAACUUCCCCUAUAACCGGGCUGAGACGAGUCAGUGUGAAUCUCACACAGCAGGAGGAAGACAACGCAGACAUCGGAUGGUUUCUGCAUCAAACAAGGAGGUUUCCUCCUCACUUGGGUAGAAGAAAUCUGAGACAUAGUCCAGGUGCGGGGACUGUCUGGCCCUUGGGCUGCAUAAGGCCUGCGAAACCAUUUGGUCUAGUCCUGCCAAGGCUAUGCUCUUUUUGUCUUCUUGCUUGAUUGCACUGGCUUGAAUUUUCAGCACAACGUUGAAUGAAAGUGCUGUGACUGGCCAUCCUUGCCUUGGUUCCCAAUAUAAGCAUGGCACAACUGAAGCUUCCAGAAAAUACAGAAGAUUGGACAAAAGAAGAUGUAAACAAGUGGUUAGAAAGCCAUAAGAUUGACAAAAAACACAGGGAUACCUUGAUGGCACAAGAUGUGAAUGGAGCAGUCUUGAGGUUUUUAAAGAAAACACAUCUUGUUGACAUGGGCAUAACGCAUGGACCAGCUAUCCAAAUAGAAGAACUAUUCAAAGAAUUACAGAAAAAAGGCAAUAAAUAUGCUCAUAAGAAACAAGAAUUGGUGCAAAAGGAAAACAGAGAUACUUCAAAGCAAAACCAACAGAAAGCAGAGAGCACAGAUGGGGCUAAGGCCUCUGCCAUGAGCCCAGUUGAGAAGGAUUCUAAGUCACUAACAAAUGAGCUCAUGGAAGAGCAAAGAGGAGACACAAAAGAAACACCACCACCCAUAGAGCCAUCCUGCAGAACACAUCCUUUUAAUAGAUUUGAUGAAUUAUGGAGAUAUAAAUCCAAUUUUAUUCUCCAGCCUGAAACAGGACCACACAACCUCAUUGAUCCAAUACAUGAAUUCAAAGCCCUUACAAAUACAGAAAAGGCCACAGAAGAGGAUGUGAAGAUGAAAUUCAGCAAUGAAGUUUUUGAAUUUGCUUCAGCUUGUAUGAAUUCACGUACCAAUGGCACCAUUCAUUUUGGAGUUAAAGACAAACCCCACGGGCAAAUUGUUGGCGUGAAACUCGCCAAUAUUACCAAAAAUGCUCUCAUUGACCACUUUGACAGGAUGAUAGGUAAGUAUUUUGAAGAGCAUCAGGUUCAACAAGCAAAGACUUGCAUUCAAGGACCAAGAUUUGUAGAAGUUUUACUGCCGGAUGAUACUGUGUCUGACAGAUUUGUUAUCGAGGUAGAUGUCAUUCCACAUUACUCUGUAUGUGGACAGGACUAUUUCCGGAUUAAAAAGCAAAUUUGCAACAACAAAACAUGGAAACAGAGUUCAGAGUUCUCAGUCUUUGUGCGAGAUGGGGCCAGCAAUAAAAACAUGAUGAAAAAUAAAACAGACUUCAAAAUGUUUAAAUUAAAUUUAAAAACGCUAGCAGAGUCUAGGAAAGAGGCAGAAGACAAUCCCAUGGCUAAAACAAAUAAUAAUAAUAAUGAAGGACUGAGGUUGGUUGAACUGCUAACAGGAAAUCGGGAUUUGUUAGAUAAUUCCUACUAUGAUUGGUACAUUCUUGUAACAAACAAGUGUCAUCCGAGUCAAAUACAGUAUUUGGAUUUCCUGAGGGAACUUAAAUGGUUUGCUGUUUUGGAGUUUGAUCCUGAAUCUGAGAGCAACGGAGCAGUCAAAGCUUUCAAAGAAAACAGACUAGCAAAUCUUCACUUUCCAAGUCAAUACAUAGAUGGGAAAAACACACGAGAGGACAUGAUUGCCAAUCUGAAUCUCUACCAGCAACCCAGCUGGAUUUUCUGUAACGGCCGGUCAGACCUUAACAGUGAAAAAUAUAAACCCUUGGAUCCAAUUUCCUGGCAGAGAGAAAGAGCUUCCGAAGUCAGGAAACUGAUCUCCUUUCUUACACAUGAAGAGAUCAUGCCAAGAGGGAAGGUUUUGGUAGUAUUUUUACUACUUUCUCCUGUGGAUGACCCAAGGGAUCCCCUCAUUGAAACUUUCUGUGCAUUCUACCAAGAUCUCAAAGGGAUGGAAAAUAUACUAUGUAUGUGUGUGCAUCCAAAAAUAUGUCAAGGAUGGAAAGAUCUACUUGAAGUAAGAUUAACAAAGCAGCAAGAUGAACUUUCGAACCAGUGUAUCUCCACUUUGAGUCUUCAAGAAAUAAAUGGCACAAUUCUGAAACUGAAAUCUGUGACUCAGUCCUCAAAUAGACUUCUGCCCUCUAGCGGUUCAUCUACUGUGCUCCUGAAGAAGGAAGAAGACACCAUGACUUCUCUGGAUAUUCUUUGUGUAAACGAAUGUGAAGGCACCCUUUUAGAGCAGGACAAGGACAAAAAGAAAUUCCAGGAAUUCAGGGCAUCAAAAGAGAAAGCUUUCUAUCGAGGCGGCAAAGUUUCAUGGUGGAAUUUCUAUUUUUCUUCCAAAAACUAUUCUUCAGCAUUUGUCAAAAGGGAUAAAUAUGAAAAACUUGAAAGAAUGAUUCAAGACUGGGCAGAUUCUUCCAGGCCGGUAAGUGUCAAAAUUAUCCACCUGUAUCACCAUCCCGGCUGUGGGGGCACCACCUUGGCGAUGAAUGUUCUCUGGGAACUAAGGGAGAAAUUCAGAUGUGCUGUAUUGAAAAAUAAGACAUUGGAUUUUUCUGAAAUUGGAAAACAGGUGACCAACUUAAUAACAUAUGGCAAAACUAACAAUCAGGAGUACUUGCCUGUACUACUGCUUGUUGACGACUUUGAGGAACAGGACAACGUCUUCCUGCUGCAGUCCUCCAUUCAGUCAGCUGUGGCUGACAAGCACAUUCGAUAUGAAAAACCACUUGUGAUCAUCCUAAACUGCAUGAGAUCACAAAACCCUGAAAAAAGUGCCAAGUUCCCAGACAGCAUUGCCCUCAUGCACCAACUGUCUCCCAAAGAACAGAGAGCUUUUGAGUUUAAAUUGGAAAACAUAAAAACCGAAUACGAGAACUUUGAAGAUUUUUACUCUUUCAUGAUCAUGAAAGAAAAUUUUAAGAAAGAAUACAUUGAAAAUGUGGUGAGGAAUAUCUUGAAAGGGCAGGACCCUUCCACCAAGGAGGCCAAGCUCUUCUCUUUUCUGGCUCUUCUGAAUUCCUACGUGCCUGAUACCACCAUUUCACUGUCACAGUGUGAAAACUUCUUGGGAAUAGCAAAUAAGAAAGCUUUCUGGGGAACAGAGAAACUGGAAGAAAAGAUGGGCACAUAUUCAACAAUUCUCAUCAGGACCGAGGUGAUCGAAUGUGGGGUCUACUGUGGGGUGCGUGUCAUUCACCCUCUGAUUGCCAGCCUCUCCCUGGAAGAACUGAAGAACAGCUAUCGCUUGGGGAAGAGUCAGAUGAUGCUGGAUAUGCUAACAGAAAAUUUGUUUUAUGAAACUGGGAUUGGGAAAAAUAAAUUUUUGCAAGAUGUGCAGACAUUGUUGCUUAUAAGACAACGGAAUGAGCAUGAAGAUGACACAGGAAAUCAGUUCUCUCCGUUCAUUGAAGCCUUACAUAAAGAAGAAGGCAAUCAAGCAGUUCAAAAGGUGUUAGAAAUAAGUAUCCAGCGGUUCAACAAAAAUGCGUUCAUUUGCCAGGCCUUAGCUAGACAUUUCUACAUCAAAGAGAAGGACUUCGGCAACGCUCUGCAUUGGGCACAAGAAGCAAAAACUAUUGAACCCUUCAAUUCUUAUAUCUCAGACACAGUGGGUCAGGUUUACAAAAAUAAACUAAGAUGGUGUAUAGAGGAUAAGGCAAAAGGCAAGCACAUAUCCGCUGAGGAGCUAACGGAACUUUUGCGUUUAGCAGUACAUGCCUCGGACGCGUUCAAGGAAUCCCAACGGCAAAGUGAAGACAAACAGAACGAGGGGCAAGAACGGUGGUGCCAGACGUCCAAGAGGAGGUAUGACACUUACAACAUAGCUGGUUACCAGGGAGAGAUAGAAGUUGGAUUCCUCACAAUCCAGAUUCUCCAGCUCAUUCCUUUUUUUGACAAAACAAAUGAACUAUCUAGAAAAGAUAUGGUCAAUUUUGUCUCAGGAAAUGCUGAUAUCCCAGGGGACUCAGACAAUAAAUUUAAAGCCACUCUCAAGAACUUCAUUCCUUAUCUGACCAACUUGCAAUCUUCUUUGAAAAAGUCCUUUGAUUUUUUUGACGACUACUUUGUCCUUCUAAAACCGAGGAACAACAUUAAGCAAAAUGAAGAGGCUAGAACUCGGAGAAAAGUGGCUAUGUAUUUUAAAAAGUAUAUAGAUAUAUUUGGUCCCUCAGUGGAGAACUCAAACAAAGGUCUCGGAUCAAAGCUUAGUUUGCCACUUCAAGUAGAGGAGUACAGAAGAGGCCUGGCAGCUUUAAAAGCAGACAAAUUCUCUGGGCUCCUGGAAUAUCUUGUCAAAAGUCAAGAAGAUGCAGUAAGCACCAUGGAACAUAUAGUGACUCAAUAUACUUUUCUCUUUGAUAAAAGUAAUGAGAAAAUCCAACCAAAGGAAAAGCAGAAUUUCAUCUUGGCCAACAUCAUUCUCUCGUGCAUUAAACCUAACUCCAGGUUUGUGAAGCCAAUUAAAAAACUGAAAGAUCAGAUUCGAGAAAUUUUGCAACAAGUAGGACUGACUUGCAGGUUUUCAGAACCCUAUUUCCUGGCCUUUCUUUUAUUCUGGCCAGAAAACCAACAACUAGAUCAAGAUUCUAAACAAAUGGAAAAGUACGCUCAGUCGUUGGAGAACUCCUUCAGGGGGCAAUACAAACAUAUGUUUCGUACCAAGCAACCCAUUGCAUAUUUCUUCCUUGGAAAAGGUAACAAUACGAACAGACUUGUUCACAAAGGAAAAAUUGAUCAAUGCUGUGAAAAGACACCUGAUAUCAAUUCCUGGUGGCAAAGUGGAGAUGUAUGGAAAAACAGAAAUGUCCAGGAGCUUCUACUUCGUUUACAAGGUCGAGCUGAAAAUAACUGUUUAUAUAUAGAAUAUGGAGUCAAUGAAAAAAUCACAUUAUCCAUUACACCUGCUUUCUGGGGUCAACUCCGGAGUGGCAGAAGCAUAGAAAAGGUGUCUUUUUAUCUGGGGUUUUCCAUUGGAGGCCCACUUGCUUAUGAUAUUGAAAUUAUUUAAGAGCCUAAUCUUCUUUCCCCAGGAAUGAUGUCUAGUCUCAGUCCUGCCAGUUUUGUGGG
Messenger RNA from Ochotona princeps (American pika), 5154 nucleotides. RefSeq names its product sterile alpha motif domain containing 9 (gene SAMD9). The record is from RefSeq and is a predicted model, not a curated record. The coding region runs from base 365 to 5095 and encodes 1576 amino acids. Gene Ontology annotation, molecular function: protein binding. NCBI's taxonomy places the organism in Eukaryota, Metazoa, Chordata, Mammalia, Lagomorpha, Ochotonidae. Gene Ontology annotation, cellular component: cytoplasm. The transcript is spliced from 4 exons.